ACUGGAUUCAUCCAACUUACAAAGCACAUCUUUUUUAAUGCCCGAAACGAAACCGCAGCUCCCGGAGUACGAGAAGCUCAAGCAAAAGCUCCACGACACGAUUCUCAAAAAGCACGAAAUCGACAAGGAGCUCGCGCAGUUCGAGGAAGAAAUCUAUACCAAGGAGUCCGAAUACUUCUCGGAGUGCCUCUAUGGCAAUAUCAUCAAGGGAUUUGAAAACUUCCACAAGAGUAACCCCGCAAACGUGUCCACCUUUAAACGCAAGUUUCAGUUCACUGAUGACGACCGCAUCUUCUCGCUCAGCAGCGCCAGCUAUAUAAAGCACUUAAAGAAGACCAACGGCAGUGCCGCUGUCGCCAGUCUCGGGCUUCCCGCGAACAUUGGCAAGAUGGUGGACGACGACGACUUGAUCGACGAGAUCGACAGCGUCACGGGAACUCCGUCCUCUAACGGCCGGAAGCGCAAGAAAGAGGACUAGUAAGUAUUUGGGUGUAUAUUAGGAAGUUUUAGCUUAACAGGUUAUCGGCGGUUAAAAUUUGUAAGAGUGUGGCAGGGAAUGGGUUUUACCUACAUGCACGAGGCGCUAUGUGGGCGUCUGUCGUAAAAAGAACAGUAGCAUGGCAUUUGUGUAUAUUUAACCAAGGAAUUUA
Molecule: messenger RNA, 650 nt
Organism: Babjeviella inositovora NRRL Y-12698
Lineage: Eukaryota; Fungi; Ascomycota; Pichiomycetes; Serinales
Gene: EAF6
Product: Eaf6p
Exons: 1
Coding region: 38-478 (146 amino acids)
Cellular component (GO): NuA4 histone acetyltransferase complex
Source: RefSeq, a predicted model, not a curated record